Molecule: messenger RNA, 4459 nt
Organism: Misgurnus anguillicaudatus (oriental weatherfish)
Lineage: Eukaryota; Metazoa; Chordata; Actinopteri; Cypriniformes; Cobitidae
Source: RefSeq, a predicted model, not a curated record
AUCUCGUGAGGAGGGGAGAUAACCUCCUGUUCCUCUGCAUUGGAGCUUAUAGUCUUGCUUCAGCAUCCGAGAAACACUACCGUUAACCGGACAUCAUCGGGAUCAGGCGAUUUCCCGGUGAUAAAGGAAGGGGGACGAUAUUUAGUUAGUGAAACACUAUCAGAGCAACGGACACAUAUCGAACGAGUCUCAAGUAACGUUAGCGGUUAAAGUUCAGAACAAGUACCUUCCUUUUAGUGAAGAAAGACAAAUCCGGAGGUGAAAGGCUCCAACAGCUGACACGGGAGUAUUUUAGUAUUUUUUUGUUUGUGUAAAUCUGCCAAUUUUAAAUCAUCCACGAUGACCAGGAGAUCUUGUGCCAUUUACGCCACCGGGAUCGCAUGCGCGCAUCUGCUCAUUUUGGGAAUCGCCCUGCUGGUGGCUCAAGUCUUCCAGACAAUGAUUCAAGAGCGGCUAAAAAAGGAGAUCACAUUGGGUCAGAAUAGUCGAGUAUUGGAGGGCUGGAUAAACCCACCACCUCCCGUUUACAUGCAGUAUUAUUUCUUCAACAUUACCAAUCCAGACGAGUUCUUGGCUGGAAAAGCGAAGCCCAAAGUCACUCAGAUGGGACCGUAUACUUACAGGGAAUAUCGUCCAAGGGAAAAUGUCACUUACCUUGAAAAUGGGACAAAAGUCUUUGCCACGAAUCCCAAGAGCUUUGUGUUUCUGCGAAACAUGUCUGCUGGAGAUCCCGAGGUUGACCGUGUGACAACAGUUAACAUUCCCUUAAUUGCUGUGAUGAACGAGUUGAAGACCUACAACUUCUUUCUGAGGUCUGCCGUGUCCAUGUACUUAAAUUCCAUGGGCAUUGAAGUGUUCAUGAAUCGUACCGUUCACGAGAUCCUCUGGGGUUUCAAAGAUCCACUGCUGACCAAACUUCACAGCAUGAGACCAGAAGUGGAGGAAUAUUUUGGCCUUAUGUACAACAAAAAUGGGACCCAUGAAGGUGAAUUUGUCUUUCACACUGGAGAACAGAACUACAUGGACUAUGGCAAGAUUGACACAUGGAACGGUAUAAGACAUAUGACUUGGUGGUCUGCUAACCAGAGCAACAUGAUCAACGGUACCGACGGCAGUGUCUUCCACACCUUCCUGUCCAGAAAAGAGCUCCUCUACAUCUUCGCCGCAGAUUUGUGCCGAUCCAUUCAUCUCGCUUAUGUGAGGGACAUGGAAGUGAAGGGGAUCCCCGCCUUCCGAUUCGCUCCUCCUUCAGAUGUUUUGGCUCCCCCCAGCGAGAACCCCAGUAACGCCGGUUUCUGCGUGCCUGCCGGGGAUUGCUUGGGAAAAGGAGUCCUCAAAGUCAGCGUAUGUCGACAAGGUGCUCCCAUUGUUGUAUCAUUCCCUCAUUUCUACCAAGCCGAUGAUAAAUACAUCAAUGCCAUCGAAGGGAUGAGCCCGAAUGAGGAGGAACACGAAACCUACCUCGACAUCAAUCCAACCACAGGGGUUCCUAUUCGCGCAUGCAAAAGAGCUCAGCUCAACGUCCUCCUGAAGAGAGUCACCGGCUUCCCCAACACAAAAUUCCUCAAUGACACGAUUUUCCCGAUCAUGUAUGUCAAUGAGACGGCGACCAUCGACGACGGCUCGGCUAGCCAGAUGAGAACGCUUCUGUUGAUCGUAACGUUGGUCUCCAAUUUUCCCGUCUUCAUUAUGGGGAUGGGGAUCAUUUUACUAGUGGUCCUGUUCGUACUUAUAUGCAGAAACCGUCAGAGAAAGAAUGAAGUAAAACGUAUUGAUUUUACUGAGGCUUUUCAUUCUUUUGCUACGACGAAAGACGACACGGCUUACACCCAGGUCAGCAACCAAACGGAGGAAUCGCCCGAGAACCGCAGCAAUCAGCCUUUGAGGAACGGAUCUUACAUCGCCAUGUCGCCUGUGGAGGCGCAGAAGUGUUGAUGAAGAUCCCCGCCCCGUCACUCUUCACUGUGCGAUUCGUCCUCGGGGCCACACACGCUCACCAACGUCCGCCGAAGGUUAUGACAUCACAAACUCAAAGCACCCGAAUCAGUCUCUGGGUUUAUGGAGACGUCUGUCGCCUAUUCAUGAGAGGCCUCGAAACACUCUUGCCUUUAAAAAGAAAGAAUAUGCAUCGCAUGCUCACCGAAUUUAUAGUCCUAAACCCCCGAGGGGGUUUCACUGGAGGUGCUGGAAACACUCAUGACUAGGACAGCUUCAAGCGUUUCGAAUCUCUUCCCACACUACUGUAUGCAGGUCUGCGCAAGCAGGCCUUGUACUAACAAAGCUCUUUAUUUCUCUUAGCCUUUGAAAACGAGCGGAUAAAUGCAAACUCUAUCGUAAAAAGAGGGAUAAAAGGUCUAAUAUGCUAAACAAAAACAAAAAAACUGGAUCCAAUCCAGUACUUGGAUGUGUGUGUGUGUGAUACCAGUAUGUAUGUAUAUAUUUGUAUGUCAGCAGGCAUGUCUAUGCUUGCAUGUUUUGUCACACGGCAGUGAACUGCUCGGGUGGAUCCCAGUCCGCCGUUUCGCACGACGCAGUGUGACAAGAAGUGGACACUAGUGGUCUUUGAUUUCAACCGGAAGCGUUGUAAUGACGACAGCUACUUUAGAGAGGUUAGACGGUCUCUUGCUAUAGAAAUCAUACGCGUUUUAUAUUUUCAUACUGAAAGAACAUCAAACGUGAGACUUGAAUCUUCCUCUGCCUUACUUACGAACACAAAAUGUGAUUUCGCAUGGCAACAUCUGGCUACCUCACAUUUGUGAAUCACCCAUUUCGCAGCCAAGCGUCUUGUUUUGUUAUCACGGGACUACACUGAACCCGAAUGAGAGCAGAAAGGGUUAAAGAUCAGCAGGUUUGAGGUUAUCAGUGAUGUUUGCACGUGUCUUUCUGUGCACGUUUAGUUUACCUAAACCCUCUGUGGCCAAAAGAGACUUUAGCACUUGAAUCUCACAAGUUCUUGUGUUGUGUGCUCUUCGUCAUGUUCAGAGCCUCAACUGUUUAGGCUUUACAAAAUAUUGUACUUUUUUGUUAUUUUGUGUCCACUCGGUUGAAGCAUUAGAAACCGUGUCAAACACUUGUCGUGAAGAUGUUACAUUAACAUAAGCAUCUGUUACCUGCCGUAUUACGGCAAUUUUGCUCGUGCCAUGAAUCUAUCUUUGCGUUAAAACUGGAAACGUAUACAAAACGGCCUAGAAAAAUAUGUAUGUUGAAACCCUGCUGGACUAUUUGAUAUCUUUAAGCGUCGAGUAAGUACAACCUGAGCCAUAUCCACACGCUUUCCGGAUUCCUAACGGUGACUUUUGAAACGUGCCACCCCUUGUUCACCUCCAUAUACGCUUGACCAAAGAUAACAUUGGUUUAGUAGAUAACCGCUUUGUUGACUUACCACAGUGAUAUGUACAGUGCCAUCGAUUUCCCAUUUGCAAAAGCAGCAUCCCAUUAUCUACACGGGAAAAGUUCACAAAAUAGUUUUCCAGGACGUACCGUGUGUGUUUAAUACUGCAAAAACGAGAACUUAAAAGUGCUCAGACUGCAGACGAAUCUGGACCGGAUAUGCAUUGAAGUCCGGCCCGGACUCGUCUGCUGUCCGGGUGUUGCCACAGUGUGCACAUGAACUCUCAGUAUUAUGUAUUGAUGCAGCAAUACAAGAUUAUAUGUAUGAAGCAAAUUUUAUAAUGAAGUAAAAGUUUUGUAAUCAGACAAAGGAUAUUUAUGUAUUCAUAUGUUCAAUGGUAUGUACAUUAUCUGAAUUUCUAAGGUUUUUGGUCCUGUUCAUUUCUGUAUAUUGUUUUUAAUUAUUUUGUGAUAUAUAACGUGGGUUGACAAAGCACAUUUCUUUCCUUUUUUUCCCCUUUCUUUCUCCACAAAGUUGAAUAUUGUGCUAAAUCCAAGAUGAAACGGUGUAUGUGCUCGUGAGAUUGUAACUCUGACAAAGGCUUGUGUUGUGUCUGUGGGGUUUGAGCCAAUCUUGUGUAAUGAUCUCCCGUAAUAGGACCUUCCCAAGCUGUCGACGCACUGUUUUGUCCAACUGGAAUAACAAUGGGAAGGCUGAGUGUCUUUGAGUUUGGUUUUGGGGGAUUGCCGUAGUGCCACGUUGGGUACAAAGGAACUUUCUGUUGCAAUCUAACCUUUUUUCUUAGAUGAAUGAUGCCCUCCUUCAGUGCCAUAUGAUCCUGUAUAUUUCAUUUGCUUCGGUAGCGUUUGUUUUUUUUUUGCUUUGCUGGUAAAUUCACCCCAGCAUCUUUCAGGGUGGUCUUAAAAACACUGAACAUUUCACACCUGAGAUGCGCGUCACCUUUUUUGCUGCUGAAAAUGACAAUCCUGGUGUCAUGUUGGGUGCAAAAUCAUUUCAAGUAAUGUUCAUUUUUAGUUUUGAUAAUUUACACUGCACAAAUCUUUCUAAAAUGCUUUUGUAAACAUUUUUAGUGUUAUUUUCAAAUAGUAAAAAACGUCGAAAUGCAAA